CACGGAUUCGGCCUGAGGCUAUUCUCCAACGAUGAUCGAGUCCAUUAAGCACCGAUUUGGGCGAAUUUAUUCCGGGUCAAUUUUUGGCAGAUUCCAAAGGGGUACCAUCACAGAUUUCGGCCGAUUUAUCCGAAAUGCCAUUUUCUUUUGAUUGGAGAUGCUACAGAUCACGAAAUCAGGCCGAGGCUAUGCUCCACCGAUAAUGAAGUCUAUUGAUCCUAUUCUCUACGGAUGAUAAGUCCGUUAAGCAUGGAUUUGGCCAAUUUAUUUUCGGAUGGAAUUUUCGUAAUUUCAUGGGCGACGAAAGGCCAUUUUCUUUAGAUAUUGAAGGCUACAGAUCACGGAUUCGGCCUAAGGCUAUUCUCCAACGAUGAUCAAGUCCAUUAAGCACCGAUUUGGGCGGAUUUAUUCCGGGUCAAUUUUUGGCAGAUUCCAAAGGGGUACCAUCACAGAUUUCGGCCGAUUUAUCCGAAAUGCCAUUUUCUUUCGAUUCGAGAGGCUACAUAUCACGGAAUCAGACCGAGGCUAAUCUCCACCGAUAAUGAAGUCUAUUGAUCCUAUUCUCCACGGAUGAUAAGUCCGUUAAGCAUCGAUUUGGGCCAAUUUAUUUUCGGAUGGCAUUUUCGUAAUUUCUUGGGCGACGAAAGCCCAUUUUCUUUGGAUAUUGAAGACUACCGAUCACGGAUUCGGCUUGAGGCUAUUUUCCAACGAUGAUUGAGUCCAUUAAGCACUGAUUUGGGCGGAUUUAUUCCGGGUCAAUUUUUGGCAUAAUCCAAAGGGGUACCAUCACAGCUUUCGGUCGAUUUAUCCGAAAUGCCAUUUUCUUUCGUUUCUGGAGGCUACAGAUCACGGAAACAGGCCGAGGCUAUUCUCCACCGAUAAUGAAGUCAAUUUAUUCUAUUCUCCAUGGAUGAUAAGUCCGUUAAGCAUCGAUUUGGGCCGAUUUAUUUUCGGAUGGCAUUUUCGUAAUUUCUUAGGCGACGAAAGGCCAUUUUCUUUGGAUAUUGAAGGCUACAGAUCACGAAUUCGGACUGUGUCUAUUCUCCAAUGAUGAUUGAGUCCAUUAAGCACCGAUUUGGGCGGAUUUAUUCCGGGCCAAUUUUUGGCCGAUUCCAAGGGGUACCAUCACAGAUUUCGGCCGAUUUAUCCGAAAUGCCAUUUUCUUUUGAUUGGAGAUGCUACAGAUCACGAAAUCAGGCCGAGGCUAUGCUCCACCGAUAAUGAAGUCUAUUGAUCCUAUUCUCUACGGAUGAUAAGUCCGUUAAGCAUGGAUUUGGCCAAUUUAUUUUCGGAUGGAAUUUUCGUAAUUUCAUGGGCGACGAAAGGCCAUUUUCUUUAGAUAUUGAAGGCUACAGAUCACGGAUUCGGCCUAAGGCUAUUCUCCAACGAUGAUCAAGUCCAUUAAGCACCGAUUUGGGCGGAUUUAUUCCGGGUCAAUUUUUGGCAGAUUCCAAAGGGGUACCAUCACAGAUUUCGGCCGAUUUAUCCGAAAUGCCAUUUUCUUUCGAUUCGAGAGGCUACAUAUCACGGAAUCAGACCGAGGCUAAUCUCCACCGAUAAUGAAGUCUAUUGAUCCUAUUCUCCACGGAUGAUAAGUCCGUUAAGCAUCGAUUUGGGCCAAUUUAUUUUCGGAUGGCAUUUUCGUAAUUUCUUGGGCGACGAAAGCCCAUUUUCUUUGGAUAUUGAAGACUACCGAUCACGGAUUCGGCUUGAGGCUAUUUUCCAACGAUGAUUGAGUCCAUUAAGCACUGAUUUGGGCGGAUUUAUUCCGGGUCAAUUUUUGGCAUAAUCCAAAGGGGUACCAUCACAGCUUUCGGUCGAUUUAUCCGAAAUGCCAUUUUCUUUCGUUUCUGGAGGCUACAGAUCACGGAAACAGGCCGAGGCUAUUCUCCACCGAUAAUGAAGUCAAUUUAUUCUAUUCUCCAUGGAUGAUAAGUCCGUUAAGCAUCGAUUUGGGCCGAUUUAUUUUCGGAUGGCAUUUUCGUAAUUUCUUAGGCGACGAAAGGCCAUUUUCUUUGGAUAUUGAAGGCUACAGAUCACGAAUUCGGACUGUGUCUAUUCUCCAAUGAUGAUUGAGUCCAUUAAGCACCGAUUUGGGCGGAUUUAUUCCGGGCCAAUUUUUGGCCGAUUCAAAGGGGUACCAUCACAGAUUUCGGCCGAUUUAUCCGAAAUGCCAUUUUCUUUUGAUUGGAGAGGCUACAGAUCGCGAAAUCAGGCCGAGGCUAUGUUCCACCGAUAAUGAAGUCUAUAUAUCCUAUUCUCUACGGAUGAUAAGUCCGUUAAGCAUGGAUUUGGCCAAUUUAUUUUCGGAUGGAAUUUUCGUAAUUUCAUGGGCGAGAAAGGCCAUUUUCUUUGGAUAUUGAAGGCUACAGAUCACGGAUUCGGCAUGAGGCUAUUGUCCAACGAUGAUCAAGUCCAUUAAGCACCGAUUUGGGCGGAUUUAUUCCGGGUCAAUUUUUGGCAGAUUCCAUAGGGGUACUAUCACAGAUUUCGGCCGAUUUAUCCGAAAUGCCAUUUUCUUUCGAUUCGAGAGGCUACAGAUCACGGAAUCAGACCGAGGCUAUUCUCCACCGAUAAUGAAGUCUAUUGAUCCUAUUCUCUAUGGAUGAUAAGUCCGUUAAGCAUCGAUUUGGGCCAAUUUAUUUUCGGAUAGCAUUUUCGUAAUUUCUUGGGCGACGAAAGGCCAUUUUCUUUGGAUAUUGAAGGCUACCGAUCACGGAUUCGGCUUGAGGCUAUUCUCCAACGAUGAUUGAGUCCAUUAAGCACUGAUUUGGGCGGAUUUAUUCCGGGUCAAUUUUUGGCAUAAUCCAAAGGGGUACCAUCACAGCUUUCGGUCGAUUUAUCCGAAAUGCCAUUUUCUUUCGUUUCUGGAGGCUACAGAUCACGGAAACAGGCCGAGGCUAUUUUCCACCGAUAAUGAAGUCAAUUUAUUCUAUUCUCCACGGAUGAUAAGUCCGUUAAGCAUCGAUUUGGGCCGAUUUAUUUUCGGAUGGCAUUUUCGUAAUUUCUUAGGCGACGAAAGGCCAUUUUCUUUGGAUAUUGAAGGCUACAGAUCACGAAUUCGGACUGUGUCUAUUCUCCAAUGAUGAUUGAGACCAUUAAGCACCGAUUUGGGCGGAUUUAUUCCGGGCCAAUUUUUGGCCGAUUCCAAGGGGUACCAUCACAGAUUUCGGCCGAUUUAUCCGAAAUGCCAUUUUCUUUUGAUUGGAGAGGCUACAGAUCGCGAAAUCAGGCCGAGGCUAUGUUCCACCGAUAAUGAAGUCUAUUGAUCCUAUUCUCUACGGAUGAUAAGUCCGUUAAGCAUGGAUUUGGCCAAUUUAUUUUCGGAUGGAAUUUUCGUAAUUUCAUGGGCGAGAAAGGCCAUUUUCUUUGGAUAUUGAAGGCUACAGAUCACGGAUACGGCCUGAGGCUAUUCUCCAACGAUGAUCAAGUCCAUUAAGCUCCGAUUUGGGCGGAUUUAUUCCGGGUCAAUUUUUGGCAGAUUCCAUAGGGGUACCAUCACAGAUUUCGGCCGAUUUAUCCGAAAUGCCAUUUUCUUUCGAUUCGAGAGGCUACAGAUCACGGAAUCAGACCGAGGCUAUUCUCCACCGAUAAUGAAGUCUAUUGAUCCUAUUCUCUACGGAUGAUAAGUCCGUUAAGCAUCGAUUUGGGCCAAUUUAUUUUCGGAUGGCAUUUUCGUAAUUUCUUGUGCGACGAAAGGCCAUUUUCUUUGGAUAUUGAAGGCUACCGAUCACGGAUUCGGCCUGAGGCUAUUCUCCAACGAUGAUUGAGUCCAUUAAGCACUGAUUUGGGCGGAUUUAUUUCGGGUCAAUUUUUGAUAUAAUCCAAAGGGCUACCAUCACAGCUUUCGGGCGAUUUAUCCGAAUUGCCAUUUUCUUUCGUUUCUGGAGGCUACAGAUCACGGAAACAGGCCGAGGCUAUUCUCCACCGAUAAUGAAGUCAAUUUAUUCUAUUCUCCACAGAUGAUAAGUCCGUUAAGCAUCGAUUUGGGCCGAUUUAUUUUCGGAUGGCAUUUUCGUAAUUUCUUAAGCGACGAAAGGCCAUUUUCUUUGGAUAUUGAAGGCAACAGAUCACGGAUUCGGACUGUGUCUAUUCUCCAAUGAUGAUUGAGUCCAAUUAAGCACCGAUUUGGGCGGAUUUAUUCCGGGCCAAUUUUUGGCCGAUUCCAAGGGGUACCAUCACAGAUUUCGGCCGAUUUAUCCGAAAUGCCAUUUUCUUUUGAUUGGAGAGGCUACAGAUCACGAAAUCAGGCCGAGGCUAUGCUCCACCGAUAAUGAAGUCUAUUGAUCCUAUUCUCUACGGAUGAUAAGUCCGUUAAGCAUGGAUUUGGCCAAUUUAUUUUCGGAUGGAAUUUUCGUAAUUUCAUGGGCGACGAAAGGCCAUUUUCUUUGGAUAUUGAAGGCUACAUAUCACGGAUUCGGCCUGAGGCUAUUCUCCAACGAUGAUCAAGUCCAUUAAGCAGCGAUUUGGGGGGAUUUAUUCCGGGUCAAUUUUUGGCAGAUUCCAAAGGGGUUCCAUCACAGAUUUCGGCCGAUUUAUCCGAAAUGCCAUUUUCUUUCGAUUCGAGAGGCUACAGAUCACGGAAUCAGACCGAGGCUAUUCUCCACCGAUAAUGAAGUCUAUUGAUCCUAUUCUCCACGGAUGAUAAGUCCGUUAAGCAUCGAUUUGGGCCAAUUUAUUUUCGGAUGGCAUUUUCGUAAUUUCUUGGGCGACGAAAGUCCAUUUUCUUUGGAUAUAGAAGUCUACCGAUCACGGAUUCGGCUUGAGGCUAUUCUCCAACGAUGAUUGAGUCCAUUAAGCACUGAUUUGGGCGGAUUUAUUCCGGGUCAAUUUUUGGCAUAAUCCAAAGGGGUACCAUUACAGCUUUCGGUCGAUUUAUCCGAAAUGCCAUUUUCUUUCGUUUCUGGAGGCUACCGAUCACGGAAACAGGCCGAGGCUAUUCUCCACCGAUAAUGAAGUCAAUUUAUUGUAUUCUCCACGGAUGAUAAGUCCGUUAAGCAUCGAUUUGGGCCGAUUUAUUUUCGGAUGGCAUUUUCGUAAUUUCUUAGGCGACGAAAGGCCAUUUUCUUUGGAAAUUGAAGGCUACAGAUCACGAAUUCGGACUGUGUCUAUUCUCCAAUGAUGAUUGAGUCCGUUAAGCAUCGAGUUGGGCCAAUUUAUUUUCGGAUGGCAUAUUCGUAAUUUCUUGGGAGUCGAAAGGCCAUUUUCUUUGGAUAUUAAAGGCUACAGAUCACGGAUUCUGCCUGAGGCUAUUCUCCAAAGAUGAUUGAGUACAUUAAGCACCGAUUUUGGCGGAUUUAUUCCGGGCCAAUUUUUGGCCGAUUCCAACGGGUACCAUCACAGAUUUCGGCCGAUUUAUCCGAAAUGCCAUUUUCUUUUGAUUGGGGAGGCUACAGAUCACGAAAUCAGGCCGAGGCUAUGCUCCACCGAUAAUGAAGUCUAUUGAUCCUA
This is a messenger RNA of Linum trigynum, 5451 nucleotides long. NCBI's taxonomy places the organism in Eukaryota, Viridiplantae, Streptophyta, Magnoliopsida, Malpighiales, Linaceae. The record is from the annotation of a GenBank genome assembly.